This is a messenger RNA of Mercenaria mercenaria, 9907 nucleotides long. RefSeq names its product polycystin-1-like. Bases 93 to 9644 code for a protein of 3183 amino acids. The transcript has 33 exons. NCBI's taxonomy places the organism in Eukaryota, Metazoa, Mollusca, Bivalvia, Venerida, Veneridae. Gene Ontology annotation, biological process: detection of mechanical stimulus. The record is from RefSeq and is a predicted model, not a curated record. Gene Ontology annotation, cellular component: membrane. Gene Ontology annotation, molecular function: protein binding; calcium ion binding; calcium channel activity.
UAGAUGAAUGUUCCACGGAUGUGUGCGCCGCCAAUGCUGUUUGCGAAAAUACACCUGGGUCGUACAGUUGUCACUGUCACACUGGGUUUGUUAUGCACGAGACAAGCGAGUGCAUAGAUCUGGACGAAUGUGCGAUGGAAGAAAAUCCAUGCGGUGAAUACGAAAUAUGUUCAAAUCAACCGGGUUCUUACUAUUGUACAUGUAAAGAUGGAUUUCAAAGAAAUGUGGAUCAAAGCGAUUGUGUCGAUACAGAUGAAUGCAACUAUGAUCCGUGUCCAACAAAUUCUGAUUGUAUCAAUGAAAUAGGUAGUUAUAUGUGUAAUUGCCGACAGGGAUUCUACAAGACAGCUCAUUCUCAUUGCGCAGAGUCGAAGCAGUUUUGGAGCAGCAUCCAUAUUUUAGGGAGCAAUGAUGCAGACGUCCAUCUUGAUCACAUGACACCGGAAGAGAUUGACGAUAUGAUACAAAAAGUUGAAUCAGUUCUUUCUUCAUUCUUUGCACGUACAUCAUAUCCUUACUAUGGUUUGAAAGUAAACAGCUUGAUGGAAGGAAGUAUUGUCUUUAACAUCAGUCUGUACUUUGAGAUGACUGGUUCCUACACUGCUGAAGAGCUUACAGAUGUUUUCAUGUCCAACCUCAGUUACUGGAACCAGUAUCAGCUAGAGGUCAUGUCUGUGAUUAUUGAAGAUAUAGAUGAAUGUUCAAGUCCAGACAUGAAUGUUUGUUCUGAGUUUGCCUCGUGUAAAAAUCUGCCAGGGACCUACGAAUGUACAUGUUUGCCAGGAUACCUUGACAUAUCAGUGGACAGACUAGGCAGUAUUUGUGCUGUGAUAGAUAAUAAUAAUCAAGACCCAAUCAACAAAGUCAGAAUUAUCCAGUCAAAGCUAGCCUAUCCUGUUAGUUCCUUGGCUACAAUGAUGGUUGCCAUGGAGAGAGGGUCACAUGUCACCUACGUGAUAGAGUAUGGUGAUGGAGAAUCAAGCACUGCUUUUUCUGAGGAGGUUUUAUCUUUUCAAUACAGACUGAACAUAGAACAUGAGUAUACAUCUCCAGGCAACUACACACUAACUGUGAAUGUAUCAAACAAGAUAAGCUCAGAAAUGGUUUCUACAUCAGUCAUCAUUCAGGAUAUAUUGACCUCUCUGACCUUGGAUGUUACUGACCUUGACCCACUUUUCUCAGGAAACAUAAUGGUUAAUGUAAACACAGAGAACUUGUACAAUCAUGUUUAUUUUCAAUGGAGUUUCGGAGAUGGGAGAUAUAUUCUGGAAUAUAUACAUGACUUUCAGGACACAGUCAGUGUAGAGCAUAUUUAUGCUAUUGGUGCAUUUGACAUUAAUGUGAAUAUAUCAAAUUUAGUUAGUUCUGUCACUUUGACAAGACAUAUUAUUUCCCAGGAGGUCAUUAAUGGAGUUGAAAUAAUGGUAGAAAAAUUUGCCAUCAUGCCAGGUGAAUACUUAAAUUUUAUUGUGUUUGCCAAAACAGGAAGUAAUUUAAAUCUGGAACUGAAUUAUGGGACUGGAGAAAUAACUGAUGUCAUUUCUAAAAAUAACACAAAAAGAGGAAGCACAGAAUCUGUCAUUCAAAAGAUAUUCAACACUCCUGAUGAAAUCACUGUUGGCAUAAAACUGUCUAAUGCAAUAUCUGAAUGGUUUGAUACAAUUGGUCCUGUAUUUGUUCAAUAUCCAAUUAAAAAUUUAAAAGUUAAAAUAAAUCAGAUAACUCCUUCACCACCGCCUGAAGUUCAUAUAGAAAUUUCAUCCCAGGAAGCUUCCUUUCCACCUACUUCAGUGACAUGUGAUAUCUUUGUUCAUAAUACCUGGUCUGUCACAGAGUCUGUACCAGAAUUAAAAAAAGAUCAGCCAACGGUAGUCAUUGUAAGUACAGAUGGAGCAGUGUUUGGAUGGAUAGAAGUAACAGUUAACUGUAGCAAUAUGCUGUCAUAUCAGUAUAUGGAAACUAGUACAUACGUUCAAGCUGUUAUAGGCAAUGCCUUAAUUAGAGCUGAUAAAACGUCAGUUGAUAUUGAUGAUACAGUAAAUUUUGAAUUUUUUAUUGGCAAAGGCUCAAAUAUUGAAUACACUUAUUGGUUUAGACUUGGUCAAAAUCACACAGGCAACUUGUAUUCCACCUUGAUUACUAAUAAAUCUAUAACCGAUCAUUUUACAUUUGGGCAGCCUGGCAAGUAUGAUGUUACAUUUAUAGUAAAGAAUAACGUUUCAUCGGCAAUUGCAUAUGAAACCGUCUGGGUUUUGGAGAAAGUUAUUGGACUAACAGUAAGUCGAAAUUAUGAACAGAGUUCAAAGUACAAUAUACUACAUUAUGGACAUGGUGAAGAGAUGAAUAUUUUCCCUGUUCAAAGACCUGUUAUUUUCAGUGCAUCUCUUAAUAGCGGAAAUAAUAUUAGAUAUAGAUGGAAUUUUGGAGAUGGCAAUGAAACUGUCGUGAAUGAGGGCACAGUCGUUCACACAUUCAAAAUGGAAGGUGCCUAUACAGUAACUGUCACAGCAUUUAAUCAGCUGUACUUUGAAAAUGUCUCAUUAAUAAUUGUAAUGCAUGAAAUUGUUUUACCACUAAAAUUAUCAAAUAAUGGACCACAGAAAUCUUACAACAUCAUGGAGUUUGUCUUAGAGCUUACAUAUUCUGGAACUGAAACUUGUUACGUAUGGGACAUGGGUGAUGGGAGCCCAUUAGUCCAUUUGGGGCCUGAGUAUUGUAUGGGUAACGAAUCAUUUGAUUCUUUCAUUCUUAUAAUGGAAAAAUUAAAAACGAUUACUUACAGUCAUACGUACAUGGACGAAGGUUUAUACACAGUGAGUGUAGAUGCUGUUAACGAGGUAUCUUCAGCAAAGAUCAGCAGUCUAGCUGUUGUUAAUGGGAUCAGUUGCUACUACCCAGAAGUAAGUUUCAAAGGUGGGAGACAGACAAUCGAGAUGCCAAUAAAAAAGCUUGUUUCUGACUGGAUAGUAUUAGAGAGUUCAGCAGUAAUUAACUGUGAGGCUACAAGCGGACCUGUCUAUAACUGGAAUAUUCAAAAGGUUAUUGAAGGAGAAACCUAUCUUGAUCAUUUCUUACAACCAUGCGACCUAGAUAUUGCACAAGUUGACAGAUUUGAGGUUUAUUUCCAGCCAAGAACGCUAGAUGUUGGUCUGUACAAAAUAUCACUAAACGUAUCAAUGAUAGGUAUACAAGGACUGUAUACAGAGGAGUUUACUUACCUUAAAAUAGAAGCAUCACCACUUGUAGCUGAAGUGAAAGGGGGAAGUGCUCGGCAGGUCAGUUUUGACAAAGACUUUAUUUUAGAUGGAUUGACUGGCUCACAUGAUCCAGAUAGCAAAAAUGACUCAAAAUCUCAUCUGAACUUUGAAUGGUGGUGCAGACGGCAAAAUGAAGAUUUUGCGGAGUCAUCAGCAGACGACAUUGAAAUUGUGGCAGCUGACAUUGUUUUGAACACAGAAGAUGACAAGAAAGGUUGCUUUGGAACAGGUAUUGGUCGUCUGCCAAAUAUAAGUGGUCUGCUUGAAUUUCCAGGCUUUCUACUUAUGCCAAAUACAGUGAAUAUAUUCAGACUGGUUGUAAAGGAUGAUACAAGAGUAGCCAUGUUUGAACAGGAAGUACAUGUAGUUGAUGGUCAUCCACCAGAUUUUCAUAUCAGUUGUGUCCAAAACUGUAAAGCGAAGGUGAAUCCUUCCAGCGAGUUUACAGUACAGGGUGUGUGUGAAAGUUGUCAUACUUGGGACAAAAUUGACUAUUCCUGGUCACUGGCUGUCCACAGUGGAAGUGAUAGAAAUCCACUGCAGCUUGAAAACAUGACGUCAACAGACUCUGUGAGUGCAGGACUUGCCUUCAAGCCUGGAGUUCUGAUUGGUGGCAAUGUAUAUCACCUUAGGUUGGACAUGAAGGUUUAUGGUUAUAAUGCUUCAUUCACAGAGCACACAUUUGAAACUAACUUACCUCCUUAUGGUGGCAACUGUUCUAUAGAACCAAAGACAGGUAUUGCUCUGGACACUUUGUUCAAAAUCCAAUGUCAGGGUUGGAUGAAUCCAGGUGAGGAACAGUUUCAAGGCGAAGGCCUCCUGUAUCGGUUCUGGACAAGGGUGAGAGGGGGCUCAAACAUACAGCUGUUAUAUUAUGGGCCUGAUCCCUUCACAGCCUCUUUAAAGUUCCCUCUCGGAAGACAGGAAAUGGACAAUAAACAUGAUAUCGUUGUGAGAAUAUCAAAUGCUAUUGGAGAAUAUGUGGAGACAACUCUUGAAACCCAGGUGAACCCCAAACCACAGCAGGAUCUGGAUGAAGUUCGAGCCCUGGCUUCAGAUGACAGUGGCUUGUUGUUUGAAAUGAAACAGGCUGGUCAGCAUCAGGAAUUUAAGCAGCUUAUAGUUGCCAUGGCUUCGGUGUUGAACGCAGAGCCAGCUGUCAGCAAUGGGAAAGAAGAAAGUUUAGCAACAACAACAAAAUCUACAGUAAACCAGGAAUUGUCUGCUGAAGCUGAAGAUGUGAAAGCUGACACUUCUGAGGAAAAACUGAAAAAUACUGAGUUAAGAACUAGUAUUGUACAGCACCUGGCAGAAACAGAUCAUGUGACUUUGGAUUCUCUACAGCAGACGGCACUAUGUUUUAAGGUCAUUACAGAACAAAGGGAUGAACUGUCUACUCAGACACAGGAAAUUGCUGUAGAUGCUAUCACACAUAUGACAGAUGAAUUUACAAAGAUUGUUGAAGAACCCUCAAGACAGACAAGCAGUGACCAGGUGUUGCUAGCAGCACAAGAAAUGCUGGCAAGUGUGGGUCAUGUGAUGCUAGCAGCAAGAUCAGAGACAGCUGUCCGUCUAGAAGAAUUGAAUGUCAAGGACACAGAGGAUGAUGUUCUUGACUCUGAAUCUGAAGAUAAUAGUGUCACUGCUGCAAAUGAUGAAGAUCAGUUAGCUGAUACAUCUGAUAUUGAAUUAGAGAUGAAAAAGGCUAAAGAGCUGAUUACUAAAGCAUUUGAAGUUAAAGACAGGAUAGUAGAAACACUGGUGAAGACGAGAACUCCUGGACAGGACUUGACCCUCCAAACAGAGGCUUUCACAAUCCAUACCAAGAGGGAAGAAAUCACUAAAAUUGACAAAGCAGUGUUGACUUCACUGUCAGGAACAUUUGCUCUUCCAUCAUCAGAAAUGCUGCUCCCAAAUGAGAGUUUAACAAGUCAGUUUAUAGACAUCAAUGUUGUGGAAUUUCCUGUUAAUCCAUUUCUGUGGAGCGACAACGCCAGAUUUGUAGGCUCACCAGUGGUCAGUUUAGACCUAGUGGACAGUACUGGGGAGCAGAUUGUUGUGAGGAAUAUCUCAGAGCCAAUUGUUAUUGAUAUAUUAGUAGACAGUACAGCCGUGACAGCCAGUCAUAUACAGGCAAUAAUUCCUGAUUCUGAAGACAUGCAACAUCAUAGAGUGAAGAUACGGUCAAACCAGAGUGACAUGCACAUUGUUAUACAUCCGGAAAAUAUAACUGUUCAGCUAGAAAUCUACAUUAAAUACGAAACACCUCCAACUCUCCUGGAUUAUGAUAUCUUGGAUAUUUUGCCACAUGAGGUGGAGGAUUUAGGAAAUGUGACAAAUUUGUCAAAAAGUAUUGUACAGGAAUUAGCAUACACUAUAGUGAUACCUGCUGGAGUUAUACAAGAACAUGGUAUAGGAUGGUGGUAUGUUGGUGUAAGGAAAUAUGAUUUAGCUGAUAAUUCAGCAGAAGAAGAAAAUGAGGAGGACCUGUCCAUUUACUAUGACCUUGAACCUGUGCCUGUGACCUUCAACUACACUAUUAGUUUUGUAACCUCUGGAUGCUACUUCUGGGAUGAAAGUCAAGAUACUUGGAGUACAGCAGGUUGUCAGGUUAGUCCAUUGUCCAACACUAAAUUCACCAGAUGCAUCUGCAACCAUCUAACCUCCUUUGGCUCUGAAUUUUUUGUGCCACCAAACCGUAUCAACUUUGAGACAGUGUUUGUGAACAUGGAGGAUAACUUGAGAGAUAACCAUGCUGUGUUAGCCAUGCUAUGUACAGUAAUUGUACUUUAUGUGGUCGGCAUCAUCUGGGCGUGGAGACAAGAUAAAAAAGAUUUACAAAAGUGGGGAGUUUUGCCUUUGUGUGAUAAUAUUCUCACAGACACAUAUUUCUAUGAGAUAACCGUGUUCACUGGUUUGAGACGAGGGGCUGGUACGAGGUCAAAUAUCAGUUUUGUACUAGCAGGGGACAACACUGAUACUGGGGUCAGACAACUCAAAGAUGUGAAAGGAACAAAGACUUUUGACAGAGGUUCUAUAAACAAGUUUAUUCUGAGUGUGGAUGAACCGUUAGGCCCAUUGUCCUACCUUCGUAUAUGGCAUGAUAAUUUGGGAACCGGCAAGUUACAGGGCUGGUUCCUCAGUAAAGUGGUUGUCAGAGAACUACAAGGCCAGGAACAAGUGUAUGUGUUUCUGUGUAAUCGUUGGCUUGCUGUGGAAGAGGAUGAUGGGAUGGUUGACCGUCUGCUUCCAGUUGCUGCACACGAAGAUCUGUCUAAGUUUGGGAACAUUUUCUUUACCGACACAAGAAAGCGACUCACUGACUCACAUCUUUGGAUUUCAGUUUUUGCGCGUCCAAACAAAAGCAAUUAUAGCCGAGUGCAAAGGUUAUCAUGUUUGUUUUCGCUCCUGAUGAUGUCAAUGCUGGCCAGUGCUAUGUUUUACCAAGCAGAAGGAAAUGCUAAGACUGGUCAAGGAUAUAGACUGGGUCCCUUUAAAUUCACAACUCAUGAAAUGUACAUAAGUGUCAUCACUAGUUUGAUAGUUUUACCUGUGAAUAUACUAAUAGAUCAGUUAUUUAGAAGAAGUAGACCAAAGAAAAAUAUCAAGGAGCAAGCAUUUUCAGAUGAAAGACCUUUCUCUGCCUUGUCUAGAUUGAGUGUGAGGUUUACAGAUUUGUUUCGUAUUCAUAGCAGGACCCAGGUAACUCCAAUUGAAUCAAAUGAAAGUGAAAAAGAAGGGGAAUCAGCUUAUCGACCAGGAACUGCAUCGUCUUUGUGUGUACCAGAGUCCUCACACACCUCACACACACCACCAAUGAGAAGAUAUCAACCAAAUGAUACAGAAACACCAAUCCCUAAUGUGUUCAUCAAAACCAAUGAAGAUCCGCCUUCACCAAGUUACUUGGAAGCCAGACAUCAUUACACCCCUGCACCAGCACUAUUUUUGAAAUCUUCUCUGAAAAAGACAGGAGAUUUUAGAAAAAAGAAACCUCAACUGACGUUACCAUCUACCAAAUGCCUUGAUGUUCAGCAGUUAAAUCUGUCGUCUGCUGAUUCCCCGAAUCCUUCACCAACAAAUUCUGAUCUCCUGACACCUUAUGCAUCAAGUUCCCUUGAAAACUCUCCAAUUAUAUCACCCAGAUACGUGGAAGUUAAAAGUCCUACAGAAUCAGUUUUCAGUUUUGACUCUUCAGCAGAGGAGAUAGAAAACAUCACAAUGAAAAUUACAGGGCAAGAGGAGACAACUAAACUGUUUAGGAAAGUAGUUCUUCCACACUGGUGUAUGUACAUAGCAUGGUGUUUGGUAUUCCUAUCUUCAGCAGUUUCAGCAACAGUGACAUUCCUGUAUAGUAUGGAAUGGGGGAAAGAGAAAUCCAUUGCUUGGUUGACAUCCAUGUUGCUAACUAUUGUUGAGUCUGUAUCAAUCAUUCAGCCAGCAAAGAUAAUAGUUUUGGCAGUAUUUGUUGCGGCAGUUUUGCGUAAGACAGACGAUGAGAUAGAAAAAGAAGACAGUGUAAACAAUAUUCUUCCAGUCCAGCCAGAAGAAAUAGCCUCACAACACACUCCAACGAGAAACAAAAGAAGAAGGAAGCAUGUAGCACCUCCAGAUCCAAAGAAGCUUGCAUCUGUGCGAGAGCAGCGACUGAAAGAGAUCAAAAUGUUCCGUAUCAUUCAGGAGAUUGUUUUCUACAUGUUUUACCUGAUCAUUCUUAUACUUGUUGCCAGUCACAAUAGGGACCCAGACUCUUACAGGAUGAAAAAUAUGUUGAUGAAUGUCAUUUCUCCAAGGCAGAAUCUGUCAAGGAUAAACAACACAAAAGAUUUCUGGCACUGGAUGAAUGUUAUUCUCAUACCAAACAUUUAUUUGUCACAUGACUGGAAUGGUGAUAGGAUAGAGGAAGAUACUCGACUCAUAUCAACUCAGGCAUCAUACAGGGUCGGACCAGUAAGGCUACGACAACACAGAGUUAAUCCAGAUAAAUGUGAUCCUCCAAGAAGAAUACUGCCAUAUAUAGAGAAAUGUAGUUUUGAUUGGUCGCAGGGUCAUGACAGUACAAAGUCCUACCUUGAAGGUUGGAUUCCUAUACCAGUCAAUCAUACCAAGGUCAGGUAUAAUGAUCCGUGGGCUUACAGAUCCACUAUGGAGGUUGAUGGUGUUCCCUAUGCAGGAGAGAUCGGAAUCUACAGUGGUGGUGGUUAUAUAGUCGAUUUGAUUGGUCAAAGAGAGAAUGUGAUAAGAAUGGCUGACUUGCUGCAGUUGGAUAACUGGAUAGAUAAACUUACAAGAAUUGUAUUUGUAGAAUUUACUACAUAUAAUCCAAACAUAAACCUUUUCACAACAGCACUUAUCACAUUUGAAAUGCCGACCACUGGUGUUAUUUUGAAGCGUGUACAAAUAUACACUUUCCGUUUAUUUUCGUAUUUGGGAGGUUUUGGAAUAUUUGUGAUCUUGUGUGAGCUGUGUUCAUUGGUUUGCGUAAUAUAUUUCAUUGGGCUUGAGUUGAAACAGAUCAAGCGUGAUGGCAAACGGCACUUCCUAAGUUUCUGGAAUAGUUUACAGUUUGUGACUUUACUGACCUCUGUUACCUGUGUGGUCAUGUACUUACUACGACAUGCCAUGACCUCUGUUGCUGUGGAUAAAGUCACUAAAUUGAAAGACAAGUUCUACAAUUUUCAGAGAAUUGCUGUGUGGGAUGACGUGUUCCAGAUUCUUCUAGCCUUUGCCAUUUUUGCAUCCAUUUUAAAACUUAUCCACAUUCUCAGAUUCAACAGACGUAUGUCAAUGUUGGCAGGAACUUUGAAGCUGUCUGCGAAGGAAUUAUCUGCAUUUUCAUUGGUGUUUGGCAUUGUGCUGUUGUCCUUUGUAGGAAGCGGAUAUCUUAUAUUUGGUUCAAACGAACGUGGCUUUAGAACAGUUAUACAAGGAUUUGAGACACUUCUCUCAUUUUCAUUAGGCUCCUUCCACUUUGCAACUUUAGUGGAAAAUUACAGAAUAGUUGGACCACUGUAUUUUUUCUUCUUCUUCACAUUCGUGAUGUUUGUCCUAAUGAACAUGUUCAUAACAAUUUUGAAUGAGGCAUUCACAGUUGUCCACAAAAAUGUGAUACAGCAGAAAAACGAGUACGAAAUUGUAGAGUUCAUAUGCCAACAUUUUAAACAAUGGGUUGGAUUUGACCUGGACAAGGUCAUAGCGAAUAUUAAAACAAAAUAUCUAAAAGGUGAUAAGCAGUGCUGUACAGCAGAGGUAAGCUACACAUUGGAUGACCUAGAAAGUCGCCUUGACCUUAUGAUGGCCUCAGUUGAUGCAAUGUGUAAAGGAUAUUUACCAAUGGAAGAUGACCUUGAUGAUUAUGAUUGGUUGCCUAGCAACAGAGAGUUAGAAUAGAAUAAUAAACUUUGUACAUGGAUAAUCAUUAUCAUUGCAUGACAUUCUGAUUAAUUGUAAGGAAGUCAUUCACAUGCAAAUGUAAUGAUAGAAAUAGAGUGGUGACAGAUCGGAUUAGAAAGAAUAUAAAUAUUUAAUAAACAAAGAUUUUCAUUUUAUUUACUGUUUAAUUAACCUUUUCUGUUAUAAAGAUUCUGUUAAUUCAAAUCUCAAUAAAUGUAACUAUACUGUUUAUUUUUUAAAAUACAUCUUAUACAAACUUU